Messenger RNA from Hyaloscypha bicolor E, 995 nucleotides. RefSeq lists its product as uncharacterized. The transcript has 2 exons. The record is from RefSeq and is a predicted model, not a curated record. Bases 171 to 734 code for a protein of 187 amino acids. NCBI's taxonomy places the organism in Eukaryota, Fungi, Ascomycota, Leotiomycetes, Helotiales, Hyaloscyphaceae.
UGCGUUCUCAACUUUUGAUUUCGGAGUGCUCGGUAUCCAUCCUACUGUCUUUCCACCGAAGUGGGACACAUCACAGCAAACUCUUUCGAUGUGCGUCCUUAUAGAUGUAGAGACGGCUUAGAGGCAGUUCUGGGUGGCUCACCUAGAAGGGCAGCAUCGUGUCGUACAGCAUGUCAGAUCAAUUGACCUCAUUGCCAACAACUUAUUCAACGACCCACAAGAGAUGGCUUCUCUACAGAAUGAAGCAACUGGCAAGCAACCUUACAUCGUCAACCGAGACUUCAACGUCUCUGUCCGGUAUCUUCUCCCCUCUCUAUCCCCCCUUCUCGCAAUGGACGAAAAAGGCCGCACUUUAUUUUCAAUAUCCCGAGUCAAAGUCGGACAGUUUGACUAGACUCGGAGAGGGACGGAUAUUCCACGCCGGGAAUUCCGAGAUAGCCGAAGAGGGAGACCUUUGGUUCCAGGAGGAACCUGGGCAACGGCGUAAGAGGGAGAUAUGUUCUGCCACAGACAGACUGAGCGAAAGCCAAGUUUCUGGGUCCGCAAGGAUUUCUUUUGCUAUUUUCUACAUCGCUCUUAUGGAGCCGUUUUCGUUUUAUGCAAGUUUCUCCAGAGUGGUGAGAGAGAAAAAAUUGCAUCCAAAACGUCUUGAGCUCUCGCUUAGGGGGAAGCUUACCUCUCUGGCCAUGCCUCGGCCCUCGACGGCUGAAUCUUCAGCUCCUGAUCAUACAUGACGGAUUGUUUCAGAGACGAUCGGAGCUUGUUAAUUUAAGUCUUGCAUUUGUUUUCUCGAUUUCUGUUACACACCAACUAUCCUACUCUCACGCAACAUCACAAGGCCGUGUCAGCCAACCUGCCACACGAUCACCACAAAUUCCCUUCAGUGCAUAACAACAGCAACAUGAUCAUCCAUAUACUUCCCAAUGUCCCCCAAGAAGCACGCCGCAAGAAUGCUCACACUCCCAAACGCAAUACUCGUAAAAUAAACAUACUUA